Lactuca saligna is the source of this 462-nucleotide messenger RNA. The record is from the annotation of a GenBank genome assembly. NCBI's taxonomy places the organism in Eukaryota, Viridiplantae, Streptophyta, Magnoliopsida, Asterales, Asteraceae.
AUGCCUUCUGCGACUUCCCAAAUCCAUUCUACUGUAAACAAGUAUGUGAGUUCUAUUAUUCAUGCUCUAUUGAUUAUGAUGCUCAAACCAUUAUUGGAACCAUUGGAGAUGGUCAAUAUAGAGUUACUAUUGAUGUGGAAAAUUUUUGAACUGCUCUUCUUCUUCCUCGAUUACAAAAUUACUCUGAAACUCCCUCAGAAGAAAAGUGCAAAUGUGGUUGAAUCCUAUGACUCUAAAGAAAAUGAUGAUGAGGAUGAGAGUAAAGAAGUCACCAACGAAGAGGUUGAUGAAGAGAAUGAUGAGGAUGAUAGUGAAGAAGACAUCGAAAAUGAUGAAGAUGAAUCAACCGCUAAUAAGGGAGAAGACUUUGCUCAGGGGAUGAACUAUCCUCCUAGGAUAAACAAGCAUAUUAAAUUCUCAUCCACUUCUUCAUCAGCUCCAUCUGCAGAUGUUGUUGUAUAA